CCGAUGAACGUUCACGGCAUUAUAUAUGUCUGCAGUCUCGCGGCGUCUGUUGUAUAAAAAAAAAAAUUAGAUUUUACAUUUUGAGUGUAACAUACACGUAAGUAGUAAAGGUGUGUGUGCGCGGUGUGUUUUGUCGUUGUAAUAUCCCGGUUGACGUGUGUGUCGUCUGCGAUGUGACGGGGAAAUGGCGGACGGAGAGAGACAGUCGGUGCAGAAUCCGCAAAAUGAGCGAAUCAGAAAGAGAAGCGACUUUCAUUAAAGGCCGUUUGCUACAACAACACCAGCGACAUCACGCAUCACUGACCCCGCGUCGCGUUUAGUAAGAUGAUCCCGACAGCAUAUAUGGACACCUGUGUCCUUCACCAGACUCUGCGGGCUCUGAAUGCCCCAUAGCAGCAGUUCUGGAGGAAGAGGGGGACCGAGUGUUUCGGUGGCGUCACGCGCUGCUGCAGGGGAUGGAGUACCACAGUUCAGGGACCCUGCCUCUCCUGGGGAGCCCGCGCUACUGUCCCGGCACGAGCAGCGCCAGCGGAUACCUGUGCCAGACCGGACACUGCUGCCAGGAGACCGGCUGCUGCACGUACUACUAUGAGCUGUGGUGGUUUUGGCUGCUGUGGAGUGUGCUGAUCCUGUUCAGCUGUUGCUGUGCGUAUCGUCACCGUCAGGCGAAGCAGCGAGUCCAACAGCAGCAGAGACAGAGAGAGAUCAACCUCAUGGCCUACCAUGGGGCGUGCAGUUACCCGUCCUCCAUGUUUGACCUCAGUUUCCUCGCCUCACUUAAACUGCCGUCCUAUGAGGAAGUAGCAGCCCAGCCCAGCACGCCCCCCCCUCCCUACAGCUCCGUGGCCUACCCACGAGGCUCCGCCCACCCGGGCCCGAGUCACAUGAUGUCAUCCCAGAGCUCCGACAACUACACCAGCUGCUCAUGUGACUCCUGCUGUCCGUCAUCACCCUGUAGCUCCUCCCCCUCGUCAGCCCAACUCACGGAUGAGACCGACACAAGCCACGCCUCCACGCCCUCCCUCAGCGAGUCUGGCCACGCCCACGCCGCAGUCAUGCACGCCGAAUGCGUUCCAUUUCACGACAGUGGCCAAUCGCCGAUCGAGGUCGUGCAGGCGGAGCUCCCAUGCUCCAAGGGGGCGGGGCUUCCAAGCUCCGCCCCCUUGGAUUGCAAUGGUAACACGAAACCGGUGAAAAACCUCAACACUAGUAGCACAGAUAACAUUACUGACGUAUUAGAAGCAUCCCAAACCAUUAAUACGAACAACAUCUGUGAUGCAAACAAUACUCACAGCCCGACGUCCAAGAAUAUCACCAGCGUUUCCAUCUCGUCCUCUUCGUCUCUGCACCUGUUCUCCAUCUCCGAUCCGCUUGGCGUCCGUCCCGAGCAGAAGAGGGAGGAGCCUGUAGCUCCGCCCCCUCAGUCUCCGCCUAGAUCCGCUGUGUUUUCUCCCGGCGUCGAACCCGAGCGCCGCGACUCCGCCGUGAGCGACCUGGACGUCGACCAAACGCACUUCCAGCAGCGACGGCUGACUGGCGACUCCGGCAUCGAGGUUUGCCGUUGCCGGGUGGAACCUGAAGAAGAGGAUGACGAGGAGGAGGAGGAAGGAGGAGGACACUUACCGGUAGAGUCGGCCAUUGGGACGGAUGACACUCUUCUCCACGAUAGUCCGGAUUGUUCAGCCAGAGCCAGACAGAUGCCAGGCGAUGGGGGCGGGAAAGAGGCGUGGCCUGUCUCAUCUGUGACUCCGCCCACUGACGCGGUCGUCAUUGCUAUGGAAACCGACUGAGCGAGUGCAUAACUGAGUGUGAGUCUGUAGAUCUUAAAGUCAGUGACGCUCUGAGAGCAACUGUACAGACUGACAUUAGAAGCUCAAGGUCACACACUACCGUACAUUUUGGGAUAACUACGAAAUUAAUCAUGUGACUGAAGACUGAUGCUAAAAUUCAGCUUUGAUCACAGGAAUAAAUUAAAAUUUACUAUAUAUUCACA
Pimephales promelas (fathead minnow) is the source of this 1993-nucleotide messenger RNA. RefSeq lists its product as uncharacterized. The record is from RefSeq and is a predicted model, not a curated record. NCBI's taxonomy places the organism in Eukaryota, Metazoa, Chordata, Actinopteri, Cypriniformes, Leuciscidae.